GUUACUAAGUUAUAAAAUACACAACAUCGUGGUUAAGCGGUUUCGGUUCUUAUUAAUAAGAUUCGAACAGAAAGUAUUAAAAUAUGACAGAAGAAGAUAAAGAAGGCUCACCUCCUGUUCCAAAAAUAGAGGUUAAUGAUGACCAAAGAGAAGAAAUUGAUAAAAAAUCAGAGGUGGGGAGUCAAAUCGGAAACAACCUGGACGAUGAUGAUGAAGUUAAAGAAGCCGAGGGCGACGAAGACGAAGAGGGCGAAGGUGUAGAAAAAGGCGAAGAUGAAGGUACCGAAGGUGAACCCGACGAACUUUCAGAAGAAGCCACAGCUCUAAAACACGAGCUACAAAAAAUAAUAGUUGCUCCUCCCAUGAAUCCAAAAAUAAUGGAAGAUGACGAAAUUGUAGAUCCAGAAAAAUAUCCAGAGAGCUAUAGAGUUAACACCAACAAGGAAAAGUUGUGCUUACUGUAUGCUGCAAGUUAUACCAGACAAUAUGCUCAGAUGUAUGCCAAGAGAAAACCCUUACUAUUAAAGCCUAUAAACGAAUGCGGUGUUGAAAAAUUAGUUUGUACAACGAUAAAACCAACUCUUCUUCCGUAUAAACCAUUAUACGACUGGAAAGGAGCGGCAGAAUUCGUUGCAGACUAUCUUGAUUUUGUAACUCUUGAUCCGGAACACGAACCGCCGAAGCGUUUGCGUUCUCCAACAACUAUUUUAGAAUUUCAGAGGGCUAAUUGCUUUGAGUAUUCAACACUGUUGGUAUCCUUCCUGAUAGCUGCAGGCUAUGACGCUUAUGUUGUAAGCGGUUAUGCAACUAGGGAAAUUUGUAUUAUGGAUGAAACUAGAGAGGUUUGUCCUUUAUUAAGUAAGAAAAGGGAAGCAUCGAAAAAAGAAGAAAGACCGCCUAUGAAGCGUUAUCAAGUCAGACCUCCGAAAGAUCUCCAAUCAAAGUUUGAAAUAAAAAUGAAAAAACGUAGCGACGAAGCAAAGGAAAAAGAAAGAAGGAAAAAGUUAGAAGAGGAAGAAGAAAAAGAUAUCGAAGCUCACAAACCUCUUCCAGACCCUUUAUUUGGUACUCGUGUUCAUUCAUGGGUCCUUAUUUUAGCGGGAAAAAGGGGGGUAGAAGAGAAUUUUUUUAUUGAACCAUUUACUGGUCUACCUAAAGCUGUCGACGAUCCAGAAUAUCUAGGCAUUGAAAGUAUUUGGAAUAAUAAGAACUUUUGGGCAAAUAUGCAAUCUUGCGAAGAUGGCUUAAAGGGCAUACAAUACGAUCUAGGAGAUAUUAGCUCAUGGGAAUAUAUGUUUCCCUCUAAUGAAAAACCGGAACUAAAGUUACCGGAUGACGAAUAUGCUGCAGAUAAUCUAGAAAUAGAAGAAGAGGAAGAGAAAGAUAUAGAAAAACAUUUAGAUAUACCAAAGUCUUGGGUCAAGACGAUAACUUUAUCUUUAAGAGAUUUUCAAACACGGUGUCCAUCUGGAAAAAAGACAAAAUUAUACAAAAGAGCUAAGUUAGAAAGAUUUGCUCCAUACUUAAUGGAUGAUGGUAUUGUAAGCAGACUAUCUUCGUUUUCUGAUAGAGAGCUCAUUGACUUGGAGGAAUCAAAGGAGGUAUACGAGCACAGAGCGGAUAAACUCUUAACAAGAGACCGGAAUCAUAAGACGAAUUGGAUUACAGAAAACUUUUCACCCGGAAGACCAAAGCAUUUAAAAAAGCACAUCUAUAAAGCCACAGAAUCGGGUCCGGAGAGCGAAAGGACAAUGAUUUUCUUUCAUCACGCCAGAGUUAAUGGCCUUGAACGUCGUUUAGAAACUCCUACAGAAAUGACAGAACACUUUAAAGAUAGAGAAGACUUUCUCUUCUAUCGUCAUGUACUUUUUGCGCAACGUACAAAAACUUUUGGACCUGCCAGUAGUGGAACAUCACCAAGAACAAUAUUAAGAAUCGUUGAACAUUACCAUAGGAACGAGAAAGUUCCCGCUGAUGAAGAUAUAUCUGUUUUGACAUUUAACUGCGCCGACAAGAAAAUUUCGAUAACUUAUCAUACAUGCGACGAGAAGAUAUCUGCUUCUACACGUGAAUUUACAAAACCAGAUAACUGGGAUGAUAAGACGGCACCUUUGAUCUUUCAUGAAGCAGAGAUGCAUAGCACAUUCCAGGUGAAUCCUCAUGAUAGAAAGAAAAAACAGGUUGAACUCUACCAAUUGCUUGAGGACCUACUAAAAAGGGAAGAAAAAUCUAAGGAGAGCGUUCGAGCUUCGGAAAAAGAGGUUAGAGAUAUUCUUGAAGUUAGACAACAAGAAGACUUCAAGGUCAACUUAGAUGUUUCUGUAUACGACGUACAAAGAAACGAUAAAGCGAAGAAACUACGAGAAGAAUUGGAGAGACGCGCUGCGGAGGAAAAACUUCGGCAAGAGGAAAUGGAAGUAGACUACUUAGCGCCGUUCCUCUCUCUUCUUGAUGAUCCAAAUAAUAUUCAAUAUAGUGAUGCUCUGAAAUUAAGCGAGGAAUGCUUAAGAGACCUAAAACAUAGAUUAAUCGACAAAGCAAAUCUUAUUCAAGCCAGAUUCGAAAAAGAAACUGCCGAGCUGCAAGAAAAACAACAAUGGUAUCAAAGGAAUCAAGUUCAAAUGCAAAAAGACGAUGUUAAUAGCUAUUUAGCCUAUUGUAGCGAGGCCAUGUUUAAAAUACAUAUAUUACAAUUAAGAUUGGAUAGACAUAAGGAACAAGCACCGGCGAAAUAUAUGGAAUUGCAGAGGAGAUUAACCAACGAUGCUAGAUUAAGAGAUCAUUUAAAAGGAAGUGCCCUAUAA
Dimorphilus gyrociliatus is the source of this 2804-nucleotide messenger RNA. The record is from the annotation of a GenBank genome assembly. Lineage: Eukaryota; Metazoa; Annelida; Polychaeta; Dinophilidae.